AUGUUAGUUAAGGGAUUCAAACCCAAUUCCGGGUCCUACAUCUUACUGUUGAAUUCCAUUUCCUGCCGGGAGUCUAAGGCGAAGGCCAGGGAGUUCCUUGAAGAGAUCAAAGCCAAGGGGUUUGUCCCUGCACCAAAUCGCUAUCAAUUUGAAGUAGGCCACUUCAUAGAAGCGAUGGCUGCAGUAAAGAUAUAUGAUGAUCUGGAGCACAACAUAAGUGAUGAGGACAUGCAAACGGUCUUUAUGGAGUGGCGCACCAACCCUGGUCUCCUCCAUAAUGAGUCGAUGAAGAUGUACACGGCUUUGCUAGAGGAUGACAAUGUAGAGCAGGCUCAGGAGGUGUUCAAGCUCAGCGUUGAGAGGGGCAUACUUCCCACAGUUGUACUCUAUACCUGCGUUACUGAAACCUACUUCAGUUUUGGGAAGAACAAGGAUGCUCUAGAGGCAUACCAGGGGAUGUUAGCUGCUGGUGUCGCCCUAAACUGCUACACUUACACCGUUUUAAUCAAGGGACUCAUUGAUGACCCCAAUUUCAUUGGAGAUGCCAAGAAGUGCUUGCUUGAUAUCAUGGACAGGGAUAUGAGGCCCAAUGCUGCUACCUACACUGUGGUGUUUGUGGGUUUUGUGAAGAAGGAGGACAAGGCAGCUGAGGAGGAGGGAAAAGAGUUGGUGAAGGUGAUGAUACGUAAGGGAAAUGGGCCAAAGGCAAGGGAAAUGAUGCGGGUUUUACAAGACAAUCCAACAACUCUGAUAAGAAGGGUCCUCGACAUUGUCUUUUCCAAGGUGAAGGCUUGA
Fragaria vesca subsp. vesca is the source of this 795-nucleotide messenger RNA. RefSeq names its product pentatricopeptide repeat-containing protein At5g65560-like. Gene Ontology annotation, molecular function: protein binding. The transcript has a single exon. The coding region runs from base 1 to 795 and encodes 264 amino acids. Lineage: Eukaryota; Viridiplantae; Streptophyta; Magnoliopsida; Rosales; Rosaceae. The record is from RefSeq and is a predicted model, not a curated record.